CGUGAACAGAUCCGAUCACUGUCUGUUACUUCCUGACUUCUCCUUGGUUUUCUCCUCCAUCGCCUUGGUUGGUGUUACUGCCUGCGCGAGUCGUCUCCAAACAACGUGUUCGCCGCAUCGUCUCCGCCACCGCUUGUCGCCCGUCGCCGAACUCCCUCCGCAAUCCCUCCUUCCGUCAUUCUCUGGCUGGACCCCAUCCCCCCCGACUAGAGUUCCCCAGCUCGCUCUUUCGCCGUCACAGUUUCGAUCAUGGGUGGCUCAUUCUCCCGUCUCUGGUCCUUCCUCUGGACUAAGAAGGAAAUCCGCAUUCUCAUUCUGGGACUGGACAAUGCCGGAAAGACAACCCUCCUUUACAGACUCAAGAUUGGUGAAGUGGUCACCACGAUACCGACCAUUGGUUUCAAUGUGGAAUCGGUGACGUAUCGGAACCUGAACUUCAAUGUCUGGGAUCUCGGAGGCCAAACGUCCAUUCGACCCUACUGGCGCUGCUACUAUGCCAACACCGCCGCCGUCGUCUUCGUCAUCGACUCCACAGAUAUUGAACGACUCGGGACCGCUGCGGACGAACUCGCGACCAUGCUCAACGAGGAGGAGCUGCGUGACGCGGCUUUGUUGGUGUUCGCCAACAAGCAGGACCAGCCUGGUGCUAAAGGCGCCGGCGAAAUAUCAGAGGCCCUGAAGCUCGGGGAGCUGCGUGAUCGAAACUGGAGUAUCGUUGCAUGCUCUGCUAUCGACGGUAAAGGUCUUAACGAAGGCAUGGACUGGCUGGUGCAAACCCUGCAAUCCGAAAAUGCAUGAGCGACGGUGGUAUUGUGACAUGUUAUAGAUUUCUUUCCAUAUAUCCUCCGUUUUCUCGUGGAAGACCAGUGAGCGGGCGGAUGCCCGUUUAUCUCUGGCGCCUUCCACGUCCUCGUUCUACUCUCUUUCAGGGCCCGUGUCGUUUAUACAGUAUACCUUUUUUGAUUUGAAAUUUGUCAGACUUAGCAUAAUAUCCUAAUUGAUUUGACGAUGGAAGUUGGCCGGCUUUGCUUGCGUUGCCAUUAUGAUUUGAGACGGAUUGCGCGGUUGGAUGUGGAUGGAAGUUCCUACAUACCCAUGGUGUUCGGUAUUGGUGUUGGUCGUUCUCACGAGACUGAGACUGAGACUGAAACCACAGACUUGCAAAGAUGAGACAGACCAUGCUAUGCUGCCGGUGAGGGGAUUUUGCGAUACAUUUGUUGCUGCACAGGAACAGGACAUUAGCAAUCGAUAUUAUUUUC
Molecule: messenger RNA, 1259 nt
Organism: Aspergillus heteromorphus CBS 117.55
Lineage: Eukaryota; Fungi; Ascomycota; Eurotiomycetes; Eurotiales; Aspergillaceae
Product: ADP-ribosylation factor family protein
Exons: 5
Coding region: 250-798 (182 amino acids)
Biological process (GO): vesicle-mediated transport; intracellular protein transport
Cellular component (GO): Golgi apparatus; cytoplasm
Molecular function (GO): GTPase activity; GTP binding
Source: RefSeq, a predicted model, not a curated record